AUGCACGCCUUCCAGAGCCUCUGUUACAUGCUGUUUGCCGUCAGCGCAAUGUCAGCACCUUUCAACCAAACCGAGGCUCAAGGCGUCAACCCCCAGAACACGACCGUGACCUGCAAGACCGCCGGCGGCAACAUCCGCAUCAACCUCAACAAGGCCGAAGGCAACAUCCACGCGGCGCCCCGGGGCGACCACGACACGAAGAGCGGCUACCCGCACGAACUCAAGAACGGCGACGGCGCCAUCAGGACGUGGCCCAACAGGAAGUGCAACGACAAGCACGCCGAGCUGCUCGAGUUCCCCGUCUUCCCCGACGGCCACCUCUUCCCCUUCGACCAGGAAAUGAAGCCCGCCGACAAGUCGUCGCUGCUGACCGGCAGUGCGCGCGCCGUCUACACUCACCCCGGCAAGGACUUUUGUGGCGUCGUGGCGCACACGGAGAAGGACAACAAGGGCCCGUUUGCUCUCUGCGAGUGA
Messenger RNA from Diplodia corticola, 474 nucleotides. Its product is annotated as ribotoxin. Bases 1 to 474 code for a protein of 157 amino acids. Gene Ontology annotation, molecular function: RNA nuclease activity; RNA binding. The transcript is spliced from 2 exons. The record is from RefSeq and is a predicted model, not a curated record. NCBI's taxonomy places the organism in Eukaryota, Fungi, Ascomycota, Dothideomycetes, Botryosphaeriales, Botryosphaeriaceae.